CUCCCACUCCCACUCCCACUCCCUCCCACUCCACUCCACUCUAUCCAUCCCUCCUCUUCUUCUACUACUCCUCCCACUCUUAAACUUCCAACUUACACUUACUCAACUUCUUUUAUCGUGUUACUCACUGUAUUCUGUAUUUUAAAUUGUCCAAUGCUCCUCCCCGUCACCACUUAAAAUCCAAUCAAUCAAGUCCAAUCCCCCAACUAUCCCGCCGCCUCUAGACUUUCGCAAUUACCAAAAUACUCCAUUACGACAACACUACCUACUACCCAUACUACAAACUACACUACCAACCGCCUCUACCAACUCCCACGUACCGAAGCACCUCCCACCGCCGUCCUAAAUUUAUUGAACCCCGUCCCCGCCGCCCGGACUCGGAAAUCCUUCCCAUCAACCCCGUCCCCCGUUCCCCCCAUCCAUCCCCAUCCACCAUCACUCUCCUCUCGAAUUUGGGGGUCAGCCGAAUCUCACAACCACAACCCCAAAGUACCACAAGCCACACCAAUCGCAAAAAGAAAGCAGAAACAUCCAUCCAUCCCCAUCAACCUCUCUCCAACAAUCCUCCCACAAACCCACACCCAUAUCCUUAUCGCCUCCCCCCUCUCACCUAAAAAAAAAAGGUAUACAACAAUACACACAACACACACGCACAUACUCUCCAGCCUUCCCUCCAUCGACAAACCAAGACAUCCAACAUUGGGCGCGCAGCCCCCGUCUCCCCGACCCCGAGAGCAUCAGCAACCCCCAUCGCCUCUGCGGGCGCUCCGUCUCGCCCACGGGCCUCUGCCAUGGCCUCGACGCAAUAUGGCGAGCGUGGGGGAUUCGCAGACCAGCAGCACGAUCUAUACGACUUCAGUGGCGCCGCUCACCCAUCCGCCGCCACCACGACCACGGCUUCUUCCAACGCCCACGCAACGACGCAGCACGAUUACCGCUUCCCCCGUAGGCCGCCGGGUGGCCGGCAGAAUCUCCAGCAGAUCCCGCCGCAUCAGCAGUACCGCGAUACGUAUGACGACUCGUAUGAUGAGACCGUAGACGAUAGCAUUACCAGCGAGCGGCGUGAUUUCGCAACGACGACGACGACGACGCCACCGCCUGGGACGGCGCGCAAGGAGAUGCUGCGCGAGACGAUAUUCCCGACGUGGAAGGACGGCGCGAGUGGCGCGGCGGAGCUGGAUAGCCCGGAUGAGAUGCAGCGCAGGGAUCCGCUCGCGACGCAGAUAUGGAGACUGUAUAGCAAGACGAAGAAGCAGUUGCCGAAUCAGGAGCGCAUGGAGAAUUUGACGUGGCGCAUGAUGGCUAUGAGUUUGAGGAAGAGGAGGCAGGAGGAGGAGGCUGCGGCUGCUCGUGAGGAGGAGGAACAGCGUAAUGCGAGUGCGCCGAGUGGCAUUGCGCAACUGCGCAAUUCGAUGCACCAGGGCGAUGAGAGCCCGGAUAAUAUGAGUAUCGACGAGUUCAUCUUCUCCAACAUGGCGUCGCCUACGGACAUGUCGCCGCCGGACUUGAGGGAUAACAGACAGCCGAGUGCAGUCGCCUCGGCCAUACCGAUUAAGAUGCGCAAGGAGCCUGUGACGGCGUUUGCUCCGCAGUCGGUUCCGGUGACGCAGCACCAGGACGAGUUUAGUUAUGUGCAGCGCCAUGUCAGGAAGACGAGCAUUGAUGAGCGUCGGCCUCGCAAGAGACCUGCCGAUUUCUCGCCUCAUGUACCGCCGAUUGGAAUCACGAUACCGAACCACUCGGAGAUGGAUGCGGAUCUCAAUGAAUACUCACUUAACGACCAAUACGGGAUGCUGAACCAGCAUAGCCACCACCACAGCGUUCCUUUUAACCUCGACACGUACAACCUCGAUCAGGAGCAGAUUAUGAACUCUGCGGGUCAAUACCAGCAGAACUACGGCUUCUCGCCGUCUCAGUCGCCAUUGGUGCCGUAUGGGGCUUUCCCAAACAUGUACAAUAAUGCCUCAAUGGGCCCGUCAUCGCUCAACUCCAACGACUUCUAUUCUCCGCCGGCCUCUAACUAUCCGUCUGCCGGAUCGACUCCGCAAGUUGGAAAUGAGGGGGACAGGCAGAUGUAUUUCAACCAGGGAAUGGAUAUGCGCCAGCAGCAGAGGCCGCAGAACUUCAGGCGUAACCCGUCGAACCUCUCUAACUCGCUGGGACCGCAGUAUAUGUACAACCAGAACGGCAAUGCCAUGUACUCGUCUUCGUACACCGGCUCAGGGGCGUUUGGCAUGCAGCAGCAUAUCGACCCUUCGCAGGUCUUCCAGCAUGAUAACAUGCAAUCCCCUGGUGUUACUAUGGGCACUCAGGACAGCUCGUAUAACCUCGACGUUGAUUCUGACGGAGAGGAGACUGAGGGCACGGCGUUCGCUGAUCGCACUCUGAUGAACUCCAACGAUUACUCGCUUUCUCCCAUGGAGGAUGCCAACAUGGGACUCGCAUGGGACGCAACAUUACCCGGACAGUUCAACACGCAAGCUGCUCGGUACCCCGGCGGACCUCCCCGGAAACAAGUCACCAUAGGCGGCACCACCAGCGAGAUCUCCCCCCUUGACUGGGACGACAGCGGUGGUUCCCUGGGUAGAUCGCACACCCACGCCUCCAGCGCUUCCAUCUCCGACUACCGCCGUAAUGGCAGCGACCGGCGCCAGAAAAUCCCCCGCACGGCCUCAACCCCCAACGUUCCGGCGGCACAACAAACUAUCUUCGACGGCCAAACCGCACAAUCCACGCCUAACAGCCCGCCGGAUAUGACAGGCAACAUGAGCGGCUUCAGCUCCGUCGCGCCUAGUCGACCCAGCAGCCCCGCUCCAAAGGGAUCGAGUACUAACCUCUCCGCGGCCGGCGGGCCCGCUGACCCUGGGGUACCUACAACAUGCACCAACUGCUUCACGCAGACCACCCCCCUCUGGCGGCGCAACCCCGAAGGCCACCCCCUCUGCAACGCCUGCGGUCUCUUCCUCAAGCUCCACGGCGUCGUGCGCCCCCUCUCCCUAAAAACCGACGUCAUCAAGAAGCGCAACCGCGGCUCCGGCGCCACCACCACCGCCGUCCCGCUCAUCAGCUCCACCUCCACGCGCAACGUCAAGAAGAUCGGCAGCGCGGGACCUAGUAGUGGCGCGAACACCAACGGGACGAACACGCGCAAGAACUCGUCUGCUGCUAUCACCCAUCUCGCGUCCGCGGGCGCGAGCCCGAAUGCACCGCUCGACUCGGAGAGUCCGCAGAGUGUGGCGGGGGCGCAGGGGAGCAAUAGCACGGCGGGGAGCACGCCGACGAGUUAUCAUGGGAGUACAACUAGUUCGUCGGGGGUGAAGGGGGUGGUGCCUAUUGCGGCGGCGCCGCCGAAGAGUACGCCUGGCUUGGGCGCUGGGGCUGGGGGUGUGGGUGUGCCGAGGGUAGUUGCCGUUGCUGUCCCGCCGAAGCGGCAGAGGAGGCAUAGUAAGAGUGCCUCUGCUGCCGAUGGCGGGGGGGGGAUGGAUGUCGAUGAUCGCAACACCAUGUCUGCUGUGGGGAUGUCGUCACUCUCUUCCGCUGAGAAAGGUGCAGGUGCAGGAGGGAUGGUCAGAGGACCGCUCCAGGGGGCGAUGGGGAUGGGACAGGCUGGGUUGGGGAUGUUGGGGAGUAGUGUUGCUGGGAUGGGGGUGGGGAUUAGUGGUGGUGCGGGGGCGUUUGGUGGAGGGCAGAGGCCCGGUGGUGGGGUGGGAGGGAUGGGACAGGCUGCUUUGGGGGGGAUGGGACAGGGGGCUCCGGGGGGGCAGGGGACGAGUGCUAGGAGUCAGGAGUGGGAGUGGCUUACUAUGUCUCUGUGAUCUGAAGACACCGCGGAGGGUUUGGUUUUCAUGACGUGACGUCCCUGUCAUAGGGGGGGGGGAUACGUUAGGCUUGAACGACGAUGGCUGGCGCGCACAUGGCUUUUUUUUUAUGUGCUUAAUACACAUCAUCAUCGACGAAUGAAAGGAAAGGGAGGGAGGGGAUCUGGUUAUCCGCGCUAUACGAAAGCUGGCGCGACAUACAUGCAUCAUCACGGCUGGAUAAUCCUGGUUGGCUGGGUGGACUCUUUUUGGUGUCACUGCAUCCCGGAAGGCGCAGUGUAUGAUGUCUGCUCCAUGGUCCGUCCGACUUUUCUGCUUUUUUUUUAUCACGACGAAACACACCAAGCUUUUACUCAUCUUGUUUUUCUUGCUUUUUUAUUAGACCGUGGAGUUUUUGUUAGACGAGGGAAACGGAUCUUUUGCUUUUUGGAUUUUUUUGGUGGUGGUAUGGACGGGAGGCGGGGGGAUUGAUCUUUUUUUUAGCUUUUUUGUUGUUGUUGUUGUUCGAUGUUUUGUUGUCUGUAGUUGUUUGUUGGUUCUUGUCGAAGCUGGCUGGGGUUUUUGUUUUGCGCGGGGGGUUGGGGUGGAAGGAGUUUGUUG
Molecule: messenger RNA, 4418 nt
Organism: Pseudogymnoascus verrucosus
Lineage: Eukaryota; Fungi; Ascomycota; Leotiomycetes; Thelebolales; Thelebolaceae
Exons: 3
Coding region: 792-3815 (1007 amino acids)
Biological process (GO): negative regulation of transcription by RNA polymerase II; positive regulation of transcription by RNA polymerase II
Molecular function (GO): zinc ion binding; RNA polymerase II cis-regulatory region sequence-specific DNA binding; DNA-binding transcription factor activity, RNA polymerase II-specific
Source: RefSeq, a predicted model, not a curated record